AUGACCUUAACAUCAUGUGAAGGUACUGAAGAUGCCAACAAGAUUCUCAGUAAUGAUGGUGCAUGUCCCAUUUGUGAACAAGUACUCUCCAAGAGUCUAAUGAAAGCUGUGGACACCAAUCCAAACGAAGGAUGGAUAAAUGUAACCUCCUCUUGUUUUCCUCAACUGAAUCUAGUGAUGAAGAGUGCAUACCGAAGUGUAAUGUUUUACAUUUCGCAAAGGGACUUGGAGAUGCAGUACAAGAUGAAUAGAGUUGUUGCGCAGUGUCGUCAGAAAUGUGAGGGAAUGCAAGCAAAGUUUAGUGAGAAAAUGGAACAAAUGAAUACAGCAUACCAGAAGAUGGGAAAGAGGUGUCAGAUGAUGGAGCAAGAGGUAGAAAACUUGACCAAGGAUAAACAAGAGCUCCAAGAGAAGUUCUCCGAGAAAUCAAGGUCAAAGAGGAAGCUUGAUGAGAUGUAUGACCAGUUAAGAAGUGAAUAUGAGUCAGUAAAACGUACAGCCAUACAGCCAGCAAAUAACUUCUAUCCACGACACCAGGAACCUGACUUUUUCUCAAACCCACGAGUGAAUAUGAUGGAGAACAGAGAGCCCACUCACAAAGACCGGUCGUUUUACUCUCCUGGAACACCAGGACCUAAAGAUGAGAUAUGGCCAGCAAGACCGAACAGUUCAAACUCGGGUCCAUUCGACAUCUCCAACGACUCACCUGCAAUUCCAGCUGAACUUGGAAACAGAAGAGCAGGAGGAGGCCAUCCUGUAUUUGGUGGUGUUGGUGGCAAUUCUAAUCCCCAAUCUACUCUACGAAACCUUAUUCUCUCCCCUAUUAAACGCUCCCAGCUCUCUCGUUCUCGCCCUCAACUGUUCCCAUUAUAGCUUAUAGUGCAAGGAACAAGCUCAAGUGCUCUGUACCUGCCUUGGUGGAAGGUCACAACCGGUAAAUGACUCUUCGUUUUUAUAAGCUUACUGUGUUAGUAAGUAAAAUAUGAGAUGAAUCAAUCUAGUUAAACGACUUACAAGGAUGUAAGAUGACGAGCAAACAUAAAAAGACAUUUUCGUUAAAAAAGCUGUAAAAGAAGAAACAGUUAUAGGUAAG
Messenger RNA from Eruca vesicaria subsp. sativa (arugula), 1093 nucleotides. Lineage: Eukaryota; Viridiplantae; Streptophyta; Magnoliopsida; Brassicales; Brassicaceae. The record is from the annotation of a GenBank genome assembly.